AUGAGUUCCGCCUCCAGCGAGCCGGGCAACGGGGACUCUGCCGAGCGGUCCCGGCUGGGGCUGGACGCUGUGAUCCAGAGGCUGGAGGACACCGUCCUGAGCCCCGUGGCCAGCAGAGAAGACCGGGCGCUGACCGUGCAUGGGGGAGGCUGGCGGGCCUCACCCAUCCCCGUGCCUGCCCGCAUCCGUGAGAUUGUGGCUGGCAGCCUGGGCGAGGAGCCGCCCCAAGCGCUGCGGGAGCCGCCAGCCGCCUCGGCCCACGUGCAGGAGGAGCUGUCCCGGCUGGAGGAGCUGCUGGCCCAGGCGGGGGCCGAGCGGGAUGAGCUGGCCGGCAGGUACCACGCAGUCAGCGAGCGGCCGCAGGCCCGGCUGGAGGCCACCGAGGCUCGGCUGCAGAGGUCAGAGCAGAAGCACAGCGUCGACCUGGAGGAAGCCCUCGGCCGGUUAGAGGCUGCCGAGCAGAGGAGCACCGGCCUCUCCCAGGUGAACACCCUCCUGCGGGAGCAGCUAGGACACAUGAAGAAGGCCAACGACAGACUGGUCGAGGAGCUGGCGGGUUCGACGUGCAGCAUGCUCCGCCUGCGGGCUAAGCUGGAGCUGCGGGAGAGGCAGCGCUGGACCCAGAGAGAGACCCAGUGUACUCGCACGGUGGGACACCAGGAUGUCCUCCUCCUGCAGAGACAGGUCACAGCCCUCCGUGGACACCUGGCUGAGCUGCGUGCAGCCACCGAGAGGGGCCUCGCUGACAUGCGAGUGGACGUGGCCAGGACGGCCCAGCGCCUGCACACGGCCUGCCUGAACCUCGGCUCCAACCUGCGGCUGACGGCCAGCCACACAGCCAGCGGCCUGGAGCCGCAGCUGCAGGACAAUGUGCGGGGUCGCUGGGACGCCGAGAAGGUGGCACUCCAGGCCAGACUCUGGGAGCAGACGUUGCUGGUGAGGAAGCUCACAGAGCAGAACGCGGACAAGGAGGAAACCAUCUCCUCCCUCAGAACGGAGGUUCAGGAGCUGGAGUCCCAUCGCAGUGGAGGCCGGCGGGCCCCGGGAGACUUGAGGGCUGAGGCGGAAUCCCUGCAGCUCACCUUGGACAGCAUCACAAAGGUGGCGCAGGCAGACGUGGGGUGUCCGGAGCCAGCCUGGAGCGGCAGCACCGAAGGCCAGGAGGCGCAGGGCCAACCAAGGAGCCCCCCACGGGCCGCGUUCCCCCCACGGGGCUGCUCCCCGGCCGCCCUGGACCCUGUGCUGUGGGCUGUGCAGGUGGUCAUUGAGAGGCGGCGGCAGCGGGAGCAGGAGCUGCGCCGGCAGCUGGAGUCCUCCGAGGCAGCGGCCACCGGGCUCCACAAGCAGCUGUCCGAGAGCCAGCGGGAGCUGCGGGCCUCGCGGAGGCUCCUGCAGGAGCUGAGGCAGGAGCAGGCCCGGGAGCGCCAGGUCCUCCUGGGCAAGCUGGGGGCGCAGCGCUGCCGGGAGUCCAGCGAGCUCCGGGGAAGUCAAGGGCGCCUGGAGCAGCUGGAGGAGAAGGUCUCGGGGCUCAAGAAGGAGCUGGUGUCGGCCCAGGAGGUGCUGGACACAGUGCGGCUGCAGAGGGAUGUCCUGGAGAGUGAGGGGGAGGUUCUGCGCAGGGCCCUGGCCCAGGCCGAGUCCAGCAAAACCAACCUGGAACUGCUCGUGUGCCAGCUCAAGGCGGAGGGAGUGGAGCAGAGACACUCCCUGGCUGACAUGGCUGCCCUGAUGGCGGGGCUGGCUCGGGACAAAGGCUCCCUGAGCCACCUGGUCCUGCAGGUCACAUGCAAGAAACAGGUCCUGAAGGAGCAGCUGGCCCAGAGCCUGCAAGACCAGGAGGCCCGCAUGGACACGCUCCAGAAGGCCCUGCAGGAGAAGGAGGCUUUGUCUGAAGAGCGGGCCCAGCUGCUGGCCAAGCAGCAGGCCCUGGAGAGGCAGGGCCAGCUCACAGCUGAGGAGGCAGCUGACCUCAGGGCCGAGAGGGACUCCCUGGAGAACAGCCUCUUUGAGGCCCAACAGCUGGCGUCACAGCUGCAGUCACGGCAGGAGCAGCUGGAGGGAGAGGCCCAGAGUGCGAGGCUGGCCCGGCAGGCCCUGCAAGUGCAAAUGGAGCAGCUGAAGUGCACCUGGGAGGUCCAGGAGAAGAAGCUGCAGAGGGACGUGGGGCGGCUCUUGCAGCAGGUGGUACAGCAGGAGCAGGACACGCAGCUGGCCCUGGAGAGCCAGGCGCUGGCCCACCUCGAGGACCUAGCCCGGCUCCAGAGGGAGAAGGAGACCCUGAGUCUGUCUCUGACAGAGGAGAAGGAAGUGGCAGCACGCAGGCUGGAACAGGAGAAGGAGCUGGUGGCAAAAAGUGCAGCCAAGAGGGAGGCUCUGCAGGAGGAAAUUCAGAGCCUGAAGCAUGAGCGGGAUGAGAGUCUCCUUCAGCUGGAACAUGAGAUGCAGCAGGCCCUGUCUCUGAGAGAAGCGGAGAUCAGCCAGCUGAGGGAGGAGCUGUCCAGGGCCGCGUGGGAGCUGGAGCUGGUGCAGCACGAGGCCCGGGGCCGGCAGGAGCGAGCCGAGGCCACCAUCAGCGCCACGACCGCAGACCUGAAGGCCCUGCAGGCCCACUUUGAGGACGCCGUCUCGGCCCAUCAGAGGGAGGCCAGGGCUCUGGGCGAGAGGCUCCGGGAGAUGGCGGCCCAGCGGAGCAGCGCCAGGAGAGAGGCCGAGAGGCUGCGGGCACAGCUGGACAAGGCCCAGGAGGGGCUGGCGGCCCUGCGCCAGGAGCUGCAGGGCAGCGAGGAGAGCCGGGAGAGGCUGCACAGGGAGGCCCUGGACGCCCGCCGGGCACUGGAGGAUGAGGCCCGAGAGAAGGACAUGCUGCGGGAUUCCAACACCGAGCUGCGGGCCACCAUCCGCAGAGUCGAGCAGGAGAAGGCCAGCUUUCAGCAUUCCAAGGAGGAGAAGGCGCAGAAGGUGCUGGUCCUGGAGGAGGCCCGGGCAGCGGCUCAGAAGGAGGCCGGCAAGCUGCGGGCCCUUCUGCAGGGGGCAGAGCAGGCACGGGCAGACGCCCGCCGGCAGCUCCAGGAGCUACGCAGACAGGUGAUGUCACUGGAGGCCGAGAACCAGAGGAAGAGCCAGGAGCUGCGCCGGAUGCAGGUCCGGGGCGCACAGGGUGUGCAGCAGGGGACGCUGGAGCUGCAGAGGCUGGCGGCCGAGGCACAGGCAGCCAGAGAGGGCUCACAGAGGGAGGUCCUGAGGCUGCAGCACACCCUGGUGGAGGCGGAAGCCAGGGCCGCGGCCCAGGAGAAGCAGCUGGAGGAGCGCCUCUGCGAGAGCCGGGGCACCGAGCGGGCCCUCUGGGCCGAGCUGCACAGCGUCAUCAGGAAGCUGCAGCAGGCCAGCGGCACGGCCGAUGGCCUCCAGGCUCGCCUGGACGGGGCCUGCCAGCGGCUCGGCAGCCUGCAGCAGGAGGUGGCCCAGGCCGAGGGUGCCAGGAGGGAGGCGGAGGCCCAGCUGGGCCGGCUGUGGUCCACACUCCGCCUGGGCCUGGGGCUCCGGGGACAGAGCCCCGUGGCCUCCCCCAAGCGGCCCGGCUCCCCUGCCAAAGGCUCAGAGGGCACCCAGGGUUCCCCUGGGCGGCAGAGUGCCAGCACCCCCGGCCGGUCCCACUCGCCGCUCCGAUGGCCCUCACCUGCCCCGGGAGACUGCAGCACAGAGGGGGCCGUGGCCUCGGUGAGGGACGCCCUGAGGGACUUGGCGCAGAAGCUGCGGGAUGCCCGGCGGGAGCGGGAAUGGGGGCGGGGAGCGGCGGGGAGCCUAAGCAUCCGGCUGAGCGAGGCCGAGCAUGAGCGCGCCCGAGCCCGGAGCCACGCGGGCAGUGCAGAGGGCCUGGCCGAGGCGGAGGAAGGCCGGCGCCAGGCGGAGGGUGAGCUGAGCGGCGCACAGGCUGCAUGGGCCCUGCAGGAGGAGGUGUCCCCGAGGCGCGGAGGAGCGAGGCUCCAGACCCUCCGAUCAGAUUCCCCACUGCACGUGAUCUGGUCAGACGCCAGGUGCCACAGCCUCACCUGCAGCACACCCCGGGCCGUGCUUCCAGGCGGCCUGUGCCUCCCUCUUCCAGAAGCACUGGACACGCGGCACCAGGCCCUGGACGAGGGCAGAAGGCACAGGCAGGGCCUGGCCCAGAGGGCGCUGCUAGAGGAGAAGGUCGCCCCCCUGGAGCGCAGCGGCGGCGGGCGCAGCGCGCGGAGAGGCGUGUCCUGCGGGAGGAGCAGCCGCGCUGCGCCCCGGGCGGCCCGCCUGCAGGGGGAGCUCGCGGUGCACCGGGCCCAGACCGAGCUGAGGAGGGAAGGGGACAACGUGAGGGCGGGGGCCGAGAAGGAGCCGCUGGACCAUACCUGCCUGCACCAGGAAGCGGACAGGGCCCUGAGGCAAAACCAGCUGGGCUCCAUGCACCCCAGUCUUGGGAGUGCCUGGGGUCUCUCCUAUGCCCAGCGGCUCCAGGAGCUGGCCGCCCAGCACCAGCGAGACCUGGUGGUGGAGGCCGAGCGGCUGCACGGGGCCCAUGUACAGGCUGCACAGGCCCUGGCGUCCCGAGAGAGGACCCACCACCGGCAGCGGGUGAAGGUGCUGGAGAAGCAGGUGGCCAGCCUGAAGGAGCCGCGGGACCAGGAAGUGCAGCAGCGGCGACGAGCCCGCCUCGGCCAGGCCUUCCAGGCCAAGGACUCUGUAAACAUGGGGAAACACGUGGAAAACAUUUCCACCAACUGAAGCCAAAAACAUAAUGUCCCGCAGGGCCAGCUACCACAUCCCUGCGCACAGAGGCGGCAAGACCUCCGUAUCCAGGAACUGCAGGGCCGUCACGGUGGCAGAGGCGACCGGAGCGCGGCCCGGCCGAGCGGCAGCGACCGGCAGCGGGACUCCGAAGUCCACCAACGGCGCGGCCGCGCUCCCCGCACGCCCGGCCGGCCGGCCCUGCGGGCCACUCCCGACCGCGGCCUCGCUCCUGCCCCGCGGUGA
This is a messenger RNA of Delphinapterus leucas (beluga whale), 5001 nucleotides long. The record is from RefSeq and is a predicted model, not a curated record. Lineage: Eukaryota; Metazoa; Chordata; Mammalia; Artiodactyla; Monodontidae.